AUGCAGCUGCUACCUCUGUCGCCGCGCCCUGCGCGCGCGCUGUGCCUGCUGCUCGGCGUGCUCGUGCUGCUGGCGCCCGUGCUGGUGGCGCAGGCCUCGGACGCCGUGGCCCUGUGGCCCCUGCCGCUCUCCGUGACUAUGACCCCGCGCCUGCUCUACCUCUCGCCCGGCAAUUUCCACUUCAGCCACGGCCCCAAUUCCACGGCCGGCUCUGCCUGCAUCAUCCUGCAGGAGGCUUUCCGGAGAUACUAUGAGUAUAUUUUCGGUUUCCACAAGCAGUACCAAAGCCAAGUUAGAUUUCAGCCUGGAAGAGAGUUACAGCAACUUCUUGUCACUGUUGUCCUCGACUCGGAAUGCAACUCUUUCCCCAACAACGCUUCAGAUGAGUCAUAUAGUUUAAUUGUGAAAGGAUCCGUGGCUAACCUCAAAGCCAACACAGUUUGGGGCGCAUUACGAGGUUUAGAAACCUUUAGCCAGUUAAUUUUUCAAGAUCGUUAUGGAACUUUCAGCAUCAAUGAAUCCACCAUUAGUGACUCACCAAGGUUUCCUUACAGAGGAAUUUUAAUUGACACGUCGAGACACUAUCUGCCAGUUCCAAUUAUUCUUAAAACUCUGGAAGCCAUGGCUUUUAAUAAGUUUAAUGUUCUCCACUGGCAUAUAGUUGAUGACCAGUCCUUCCCUUACCAGAGCAUCACUUUUCCUGAGUUAAGCCAUAAAGGCAGCUAUUCUUUGUCUCAUGUUUACACACAAAAUGACGUCCGCAAGGUGAUCGAAUAUGCUCGGCUGCGAGGGAUUCGGGUCAUUCCAGAGUUUGACAGCCCCGGACAUACACAGUCUUGGGGGAAAGGUCAGAAAGGCCUCCUGACACCAUGUUACAGUGGUCAACAGCCAUCUGGGGAGUUUGGACCUAUCAACCCUAUUGUGAAUACAACUUACAGCUUCUUGUAUAAAUUUUUCAAAGAAAUCAGUGAAGUGUUUCCAGAUCGAUUCAUUCAUUUGGGAGGAGAUGAAGUAGUCUUUAACUGCUGGCAAUCAAAUCCAGAUAUCAAAGAAUUCAUGGCGCAAAAAGGCUUUGGCACAGAUUUUAAAAAACUAGAAUCUUUCUAUAUUCAGAGGAUUGUGGACAUGGUUACAAUUUUAAACAAGAACUCCAUAGUCUGGCAAGAAGUUUUUGAUGAUGCUGUGAAGCUUCAGCCAGGAACAGUAAUUGAAGUAUGGAAAGGAGCUAAUUAUCCUGAAGAACUAAAGGCAGUAACGUCCGCUGGCUUUCCUGUAAUCCUGGCUGCUCCUUGGUACCUCGACUUGAUUAGUUAUGGACAAGACUGGGGAAAAUACUAUAAAGUGGAACCUCUGAAUUUUCCUGGUUCUGACGAACAGAAAAAACUCAUCCUUGGUGGAGAAGCCUGCCUCUGGGGAGAAUAUGUAGAUGCAACUAACCUCUUACCAAGAUUAUGGCCCCGGGCAAGUGCUGUUGGUGAGAGACUCUGGAGCAACAAAGAUGUCAGAAAUUUACAAAACGCUUACAACAGAUUAUUCCAACACCGCUGCAGAAUGGUCCAACGUGGAAUACCUGCAGAACCUCUUUUUACUGGCCACUGUAGAGAAGAGUACACAAAAGCAUUCUAA
Molecule: messenger RNA, 1626 nt
Organism: Elephantulus edwardii (Cape elephant shrew)
Lineage: Eukaryota; Metazoa; Chordata; Mammalia; Macroscelidea; Macroscelididae
Gene: HEXB
Product: hexosaminidase B (beta polypeptide)
Exons: 14
Coding region: 1-1626 (541 amino acids)
Biological process (GO): glycosaminoglycan metabolic process; carbohydrate metabolic process; ganglioside catabolic process
Cellular component (GO): membrane
Molecular function (GO): beta-N-acetylhexosaminidase activity
Source: RefSeq, a predicted model, not a curated record